CCAUUUACUGUAGGGCUGAUUCAGUUCAGCGAGUGGCUGAUUCAUUUACUGUAAGAUUGAUUCAGUGUAGGACUGAUUCAGUUCAGCGGGUGACUGAUUUAUUUACUGUAAGAUUGAUUCAGUGUAGGACUGAUUCAGUUCAGCGGGUGACUGAUUUCUUUACUGUAAGAUUGAUUCAGUGUAGGACUGAUUCAGUUCAGCGGGUGACUGAUUUGUUUACUGUUGGCCUGAUUCAGUUGAGCGGGUGACUGAUCUAUUACUGUAGGACUGAUUCAGUUAGGGACUGAGUCGACUCACUGACCUGACAGGUGAGUGAGUGGAAGAGAGGACCAGACCCUCUCCACCAGGGCUCGACGGCGGCGUCCACCCGAGCCCCCAUCCCUGGGCCACGCUGGGAUCGAUGACAGGGAGAGGAUCUGCUGCUCUCCAUCCACCAGCUAACACCCCUGCCAGCUGCACAGAGAAGCACGGUGAGGGUCCGUGGGCCGCAGCGAUGCUGUCCCUGGACGAGCCCCUGGACCUCAAGCUCCCUCGGAGGGGGAGCGGGCGGGACAGGGGGGCGCGGACCCCGCCCAUCUCCCCGCUGCACGCCAAGCGAGCGCGGCAGCUGCGCAUGGCGGAGGACGGCACCGCCGUCAUCGUGCCCGCCUCCCCGCACACAGGUGCGGCGGUGGUCCCCCAGGAGAGAACGGAGACCCCCACUCCCCCCGCCGUCGACCUCAGCAUGUCCCCCUCCUCCCGCCACGCCCCCAGCUCCCCUGAGAUGGCCAACGGGGUCUCCCACAUCUUCUCAGGGGAGUCUCACAUCCGCUACGUUGAGGGCGGGGCCUCCUCGCAGGCCUUUCAGUUCUUCGUUCCGAUUGGUGGCGGGACGGGGCUCCACCUGCCGUCCUCCAUGUUCAUUGGCCAGCCCAGUGACAAGCGGGCCUCUCCCGAUCUCUCAGCGGACGAACAGCUGGCCUGUCACUGGAAGAAGUGCCAUCUCCUCUUUGACUCGUUGCAGGACCUGGUGGACCACGUCAACGACUUCCACGUCAAGCCUGAAAAGGAUUCUGGGUACUGUUGCCACUGGCAGGGCUGCGCUCGUAAGGGGAGGGGCUUCAACGCCAGGUACAAGAUGCUGAUCCACAUCCGCACACACACCAAUGAGAAGCCCCACCGAUGUCCGAUCUGCAACAAGAGCUUCUCACGCCUGGAAAACCUCAAGAUACACAACCGCUCACACACAGGGGAAAAGCCCUACAUCUGUCCGUACGAGGGCUGCAGCAAGCGCUACUCCAACUCGAGUGACCGCUUCAAGCACACGCGCACGCACUACGUGGACAAGCCCUACUACUGCAAGAUGUCUGGCUGCCUGAAGCGCUACACGGACCCCAGCUCCCUCCGCAAGCACAUCAAGGCCCACGGCCACUUUGUGGCCCAGGAGCAGGGCUCCCCGGGCGGGGUGGGCUCCCUGCUCAAGGGGGGUCCCAUGGGGGCUCUGCUUGGGGGAGGGAAGGAGUCGGAGCUGUCCUACGUGAGCGGGGCUCACAUCAUCAUCCCGGGGGCGGCCGCCGCCCUCCUGGGGGGCCACGGGCUCCAUGGCCUGGGUGGGGGCUCCCUCGGGGGCUCCCUCUCCCCCCUCAGCCCCCCCAGGCCCCUGGACCUCAGCACGCUGGGCUGCCCCAGCUCCCCUCCGGCCGGCCUGGGAGGCUCCACCUCCGUCCUCUCCUUCGGCGGGUCCUCCCUGAGCCUGGCCAAGUCCUCCUUGCUCUCCCCUGCCUUCCCCUCUGCAGCCCUGGGCCUGCCCAUGGUGCCCCUGCUGGGGUCCCAGAGCGAGCGGUACCGCCACCACCACCACCACCACCAUCACCACCACGCCAAGGGGAAGGGGGGGCGAGGCGGGGGCGAGGACGAGCUUCCCCGGGGGGUUUUGAACCUCUCCGCCACAGGGGCCCCCCAUGACCCUCUGUCCUGGGUGGUCAUCCCCCCUGGCACGGUGGUGCUGAAGCCAGCUGUGGUCAACUGACACACACACACACAUUCCAGAGGAGCUCAGGGGUGGGGGGCAGGGGUCAAAGGUGAGGGGUCAGCCAGAUCGAUUAUAAACAGGCCACGCAUUUCUGAGAGGAGCUGAGGAAAAAAGGUAGAACAUUGGAAAAGAAAAAGAGACUAAUCAGCCAAUCAAACUAAAGUGGUUCAUAUAAUUUGGUAGGAAACACAAACUUAAGGCAAGCUCGAAGAAUCCCUUUUAUGUAGAACAUUUGUGGACCAACAGCUCCUUUUAGAAAUAUAUUCCGGUUGUUUAUGAAAUGCACCAAUGACCCUCUCAGCCUAUCUUCUACGUUUUUACCUUUAUUUGACUUCCUCAUUCCAACCGUCUUUGUGGACAGUCCACAAGCUAAAACACCAGUCUCGAGGCUCUGAGCUCUUGCUAAAGCCCUUUUUCACAAUUGUGUAUUUAUAAAAGACUGUGUCCUUGUUCUAACACCGUGCUUUGUAGCUUAGCAGUGGGAUAGACACACCAAGGAACUAGCUAACGACGCACCCACGGCUAGGCUAACACCAGCACGCGCUAACUUCCUCGCUACUUAGGCUGUCAGCCUGUUUACUGACAGCGCGCUGGGAACGAUUUUCGGACGAACUCGCUCCGUCGGAGCGAAUGAAGUCACUUGGCUUAGUCUGGCCGCACCUCGCCACUCGUGACAGUAGGGCGGCGCUGUUGAGUAACAUAUGCCGGGCAGUGUGCCAUUCGGAACGACCUCUUCUUCAUGGGGGACAUUAGCAAACAGCACUGUUAGUGUACCUGGAACUUCACAACUGCUGCUAACCUCCCUGCUCCUCCAGCCAAACUAAGGCACUUUGAUAUUUUUGACAAUCUAUCCCACCCUGGGGAGGCAACUAUGUACUAGACCAGUGUACUAGUUAGUGUUCUAGGCUUGUAGACCAAGGGGCUUUAGUUAAUGGCUCAGCGGUCUUAGGGACAACCGACAAAGGUGUUAAGUACACACCUAGCAAUGACCAACUCUCACUUAUUUUCUUAUGUCGACCGUUUAUAGCACAGGUGUGUUUGGCGCCCCCUGGUGGUAGCAUGUGACACUACGUCAUGUCUGCUUCUAACUAGCAUAGCUCCGCGCAGGCUACCCCCUCGCCUUAUCCAAUCCUGUGAGGCCGCUACCAGUCAACAAGGACCAACGUUACCCUAGUUUCUUGACCAUUCCACAAAAACAACAGUGACCAAAAGGUGGCGAGCUGUUCAGCCAACACUCUGAACUCUGAACAUUCUGGACAGCGUUCCUUGGCAUAAACUCCACAGUCGUUUUGUCCUAGUUUCAACAGCUCUAGCUUUGUGCUAAAAAUACCCAGCCUUGGGAGGGCAGGCACCGACUAGCGUACAGGACAGGAGGGAAUUGGGCAGGGGGGGGGGCGGGGGUCAGAGUAACUCACUGUUGUAAAGCUAGUUGGAUCAGGAAAGGUUUCAACACUUAGCAAACUGCCUCACAGGCCUCGAAGCACAGAGGUCACCAAAAUACUGACCUGGUGUAACUUCUGGAACAUAUUCAUCGUUUUGUUAUUCCGUCAACAGGCACUUACCCGUACCCUCAAACGUCUUAUUUUAUGUUUCGCAAAAACAAGUUACUGCCAAUAUGAGGCUUUUUUUUUUUUUUUCGUAAUUUUUUUUACUCCCUUGUUUCUGUACGCAAUUCCACUCAGGCCUGUAAGAGCCACCUAUCCUGUGGGGGUCCUCACAGGCCUGCUUCUCCCAUACAUAACGUGUGUAGAAGAUGACUGGGCAGAGAAGAGGUGGAGCACCACAACACAAGGAACAUUCCCUCAAGAGACUGACACCCCCACCUCUCUUACAACUCUGCUCUUCCCCGUCUCACUUUGAGGGUCUGAACUUUUAACAUGAGACCGUAUGUCCAUUUCCCUCCCCCUUGAGAAUAAUCACAAUUAUUGCUGUUUUCUUAGUCCUACUUCAUGUCGUUGUUGUUUGUUGAGACGAGACAUUUCCCAAUGUUGAAGUUGCUUUUGUUUCCUUGUUGUCUGCGAUGGCUGCUUUGUACUCAGCAUUCUCCUGCCCGGCGCCACAUGGGGAGGGGACAGUGAAGGAGACAGGGGAGGGGACAGGGGACACAUUUGCUUCUUGCUUAUGGGGCGGAAUGGGGACAGAAGGUACUCGUCAUUUAAAACACAAACCGAUGUCCCUCGAUGACAAUCACACAGCUAGACGAGGGUUAUUUACAGUCGCUCAGCCUCACCCAUGCACAUGGACCUGCGUCAUAGCAGCCCCGCAGCACGACCGGUAGCGUUCAUCCGCAGUCGCAUACGCUAGCCAGCUAAACGGAAGCCCCCCGGGUCACAAACGGCUGAACCGCACACCAGUAUUUACAUCCUUGCGCAUACGCGUCGACCUCACUGUCGAGAUUCAAAGAUGGUUUACCGCCCAGAGGGAACAGGAGAGGGAGAGACAGGGAGGGGAAGAGAAAGACACACACACGCACAGUGAAAGGAGUGAUUGAUUGGCAAAUGAAUGAACAGGAGAGAUAGAGGGAGUGAGGGAGAGACAGAGGGAGAGGGCAUUCCGCCAGGGGUACAGGCGGACGCACAGUGUGGAGUGCCCCUCCAUCUGCCCACCCUCCCACCCAACGGGCCUCCCGUCUCUGAAGUCAGCGACCGCUCUGUGCCCACGGCAGUGGCGGCGGACCGCAUGCGUGCCAGCCCGGGGAAACUAGGCCACUGAACUCCUUCUGCCCCCUGGGUUUAUUUGAGCUUAAUAAACCCUUGAACUCCUUGAAGGCUGAACUCCCUCACUCCCUCACCACAAAGCUUUUUUUUUUACCGUAGCUGAGGAAACAUACACAGACAGCAAACAAACACAAAUAUAAUCCUCUCGGCCUAAAGAGGUUUGGGGAUUUUGUAGGCGUGGGUCCGAGUGAUUUGUCGUGCCGUAACGUGCCAGCCGCAGACGGGUGUAGGGAGGAUUUGGGGAUGUGCCGCAUAGUUGUGUUGCUGCCUAGUUGGGUCUUAAUCAGUGCUCUUACACUCAGGAAACACGGCCUCACACGCAAAGGUUCUCUCGGUCUUGUCACACAUACAACCACCACACAAACGUCCUCUGGCUCCCCUCGCGCACAUACAGCAUCGACACACAUUUUCUAUCUCCCUGUCGCGCACACACAUAGACGUUAUUCCUCUGGUCGCUAUGUGAGCUGUCCUUGGGCUCCAGAAGAGAAUCCCUCCGUGUGAGUGGACAAUCGUGGCUCGUGAUGUCAUCCACGACAGGUGUUAAGCAGGCUAGGUUACCCCGGCAACAGUGAAUAACCCACAGACAUGGCUCUCUCCUUCCCAGCACCAAGCCCUCCCUCCCUCCUUCCCUCCCUCUCCCCCUCCCUCCCUCCCUUUCCCUCCCUCUC
Hypomesus transpacificus is the source of this 5396-nucleotide messenger RNA. It is a transcript of the gene glis2b, whose product is annotated as GLIS family zinc finger 2b. Gene Ontology annotation, cellular component: nucleus. The record is from RefSeq and is a predicted model, not a curated record. The coding region runs from base 401 to 2008 and encodes 535 amino acids. Gene Ontology annotation, biological process: smoothened signaling pathway; regulation of transcription by RNA polymerase II. Gene Ontology annotation, molecular function: RNA polymerase II cis-regulatory region sequence-specific DNA binding; DNA-binding transcription factor activity, RNA polymerase II-specific. The transcript is spliced from 7 exons. Lineage: Eukaryota; Metazoa; Chordata; Actinopteri; Osmeriformes; Osmeridae.